AUGUCGGACGAUCGCGAGGCGGCGUUAGACUCGGUAGUUAAAGUGUUCGCCGUCGCGAGCAGCCCUAACUACUGGCUUCCCUGGCAGAGCAAGCCGCAGCGCGAGGUGACGGGGUCCGGAUUCGUCGUAUCGGGACGGCGCAUCCUCACGAGCGCGCACGUCGUCGCGGACCACACGUUUGUACUCGUUAGAAGGCACGGAUCCCCUAAGAAGUUCCUCGCUACUGUAGAAGCUGUAGCACACGAUUGCGACCUGGCGCUGCUCUCAGUGAAGGACCCCGCGAGCGUGGGCAGCGGGGAGGGGGGGAUCAACGGCGGGGGCAGCGGGGAUGCGCGCGCGGACAGCGAGGAGUUCUGGGAGGGCAUGCGCGCGCUGGAGCUGGGGGACGUGCCGCUUCUGCAGGAGUCGAUCGCCGUGGUGGGAUACCCACAAGCAUCAGCAUCACCAUGGGCGUGGUGCACAGCGCGGCUCACUUUGCUGCCCAUUCAUACUGUUCCCUCGCUCACCUCUCCCUUUCCCACCCACCACACCACCACCCCGUGCCAGGCAGUGACAACAUCAGCAUCACCAUGGGUGUGGUGUCACGGGUGGAGCCAGUACGUGCACAGUGCGGCGCACCUGCUGGCCAUUCAGAUCCACACCUCUCCCUCUUCCUCUCAACACGUUCCACCGUCCCCUAUGUCAGGCGGUGACAACAUCAGCAUCACCAUGGGAGUCGUCUCAAGAGUGGAACCAACUCAAUACGUGCACAGCGCAGCGCACCUGCUGGCCAUUCAGAUCGACGCUGCCAUCAACCCCGGCAACAGCGGUGGCCCCGCCCUCAUCAUGGCCCCUGCCGCCCCUGCCGCCCCUGCCGCCGCCCCUGCUGCCGCCGCACCUCCCGCCCCUGCCGCCCCUGAUGCGGGAGGGGAAGGAGUCGAAGGGGGGAUGGGAGAGGGAGCGGGAGGGGUGGAAGGAGGAUGGGCGAGUGGCGGGGAAGCAGGGGGGGGAGGGAUGGGGAGAGGGGUGUGGGGGGAGGGGGGGGUGAGGGGGAGCAGGGGGGCGGAAGGGGCCCAGCAGUUGGAAUACCGCGUGGCAGGGCUGGCGUUCCAGAACCUGUCAGGAGCGGAAAAUAUCGGCUACAUCGUCCCAGUGCCCAUCAUCCGUCGUUUCCUAGCAGACGCAUCUCUAGGGCACCGCCGCUUCCCGAGCUUUGCCUCGCUAGGCGUGUCGUGCCAGCCGCUUGAGAACUGCCAGGGCUGCUGCGUCAUGCCCUUUCUCGCUCUGCUGCUGCUUCCUCCCCAUCUUCUUUUUCCCCUCCCUUCCCCCCCUCUCCGUCCCUUUUCCUCCUCUCCCUCCCUCCCCUCUCCACCCAGCUACAUCGUCCCAGUGCCCAUCAUCCGUCGUUUCCUAGCAGACGCAUCUCUGGGGCACCGCCGCUUCCCGGGCUUUGCUUCGCUGGGCGUGUCCUGCCAGCCGCUCGAGAACUGGCAGCUGCGGGCGCACCUCAAGAUGCCACGUGGCGCCACGGGAGUGGUCGUGAACGCGGUGCAGCCGCUGAGCGACUCCAGCCGCUGGCUGCGGAAUGAUGAUGUGCUCACGGCGUUUGACGGCGUUCCCAUCGCCAAUGACGGGUCAAUCAUGUUCCGCAAGAGGGAGCGUCUGCCCUUUGACUACCUCGUGUCGCUCAAGCCAGUGGGGGAAACCGCUCGGGUGUCGGUGCUGCGGCACGGGCAGCCCAUGGACUUCCACAUCCGCCUCAACCCGAUCCCAGCACUGGUGCCAGCGCAGCAGUUUGACAUCUCCCCCUCCUACUUCAUCUUCGCGGGCCUGGUGUUUGUGCCGCUGACCCAGCCGUACCUGCACGAGUACGGCCCUGACUGGUUCAACAGCAGCCCCAGACGGCUGUGCGAGCGCGCGCUGAGAGACAUCCCCUCCAAGCCCAGCCAGCAGAUUGUGAUUCUGUCACGGGUGCUGGCCGAUGAGGUCAACUCUGGCUUUGAACGGCUGGCGGAGCUGCAGGUCAAGCGAGUCAACGGCAAGGAGGUGGAGAACUUGAGGCAGCUACGCGACGAAGUGCUACAGUGCACGGACGGCUUCGUCAGAUUUGAUUUGGACGACGACCGCGUGAUUGCUGUCAGCGUAGCUGCUGCCAAGAAGGCAAGCGCUCAGAUCCUGAGGCGCUACCGCGUGCCGUGUGCUUCCUCCUGGGAUCUGCAACAAGGUGAUGCAGAGAAGGGCGAAGCAACGGUUCAAGCAGGGGCGUCUUGA
Messenger RNA from Closterium sp. NIES-65, 2250 nucleotides. The record is from the annotation of a GenBank genome assembly. NCBI's taxonomy places the organism in Eukaryota, Viridiplantae, Streptophyta, Zygnematophyceae, Desmidiales, Closteriaceae.